AUGGCUCUUGCAUUAGCCGCCGCUGGUGGCCUUGCUGCCGCAGCAUAUCUCGAUGGCAGAUAUCAGCUGUCCAGAGACGCUAGAGCACUUCUAAAGCUCAAGAACGCCGAGAGAGUGUAUGCGAAAGCUGUAGUCAAGGAUGACAAACUCUCACCAUGGUAUAUCUUAGCGGAGACAUGUGCUCGACAGCCAAACGACACAGCGAUCUGGACACGAACGAGGAGCUGGACUUUUAAAGAGCUUCACGAUCAGACAGUGCGCUAUGCCCAAUGGAUGCUUGAGCAGGGAAUCAAGCCUGGUGACCUGGUCGGGAUGUAUCUGCACAACAGCGCCGAGUUCAUCUUCAUCAUGUUUGCUACGUUAACCAUUGGGGCUGGACCUGCCUUCAUCAACUACAAUCUCGAGGGAAAGGCUCUUAUGCAUUGUCUGGCGGUCUGCGAAACCAAGCUCUUGAUCGUUGACGAGGACGCAGAUUGUCAGCAACGAAUCGAAGGCAGCAGACAGGAUAUCGAGGCGGCUGGAACAAGGAUUGUGCCCCUCGACACUUCACUCAAGCUAGAAAUCAGCUCUGGACCAGUUUUCGUGCCAGAAGACAGCUUACGCUCUGGCAUGAAAGGAGAUUUCCCAUACUGCUUGAUCUACACCUCUGGUACGACUGGCCUACCCAAAGGAUGCCCAUUCACCAUCGCUCGAACCCAUCUGCUCGGCUCCCAUCUCGAACCGCCUUUCGCUUGUAAACGGGGAGUGGAUCGAUGGUAUUGUCCCAUGCCAAUGUACCACGGCACCGGCAUCAUCACCGCAUCGACAAUGAUACUUGCUGGCGUCAGCAUAGCGAUUGCUCCACGCUUUUCUGUCUCGAACUUCUGGCCUGACAUCUACAAUUCUGGUUCGACUGCAUUCAUAUACGUGGGCGAGACCGCACGGUAUCUGCUCGCAGCACCUAGUCACCCUCUUGAGCGCAAGCAUAAGAUGCGAAUAGCGUACGGCAAUGGGCUGAGACCAGAUAUCUGGCACAAAUUCCAGGAGCGCUUCGACAUUCCAGAAGUCGCCGAAUUCUUCAACUCCAGCGAGGGCAUGUUUAGCUUGGUGACCUGGGCUCGAAAUCGGUAUAACAGUGCUUGCGUUGGACAUCAUGGUCUUUUGACCCGUAGCCUACUACAAAACACCUACAUACCAGUUCGCAUCGAUCAUGAGACUGGUGACAUCUGGCGUAAUGCGACGACAGGCUUCGCGGAGCGCACACCUUAUGAAGAAGGAGGCGAGAUUCUGGUAGCUGUACCGAACCGUGCAGCGUUCGGUGGGUAUUGGCGUAAUACAGAUGCGACGAAUAAGCGAUUCGCCACGAAUGUCUUCAAGGAGGGCGAUUUGUACUAUCGAUGUGGUGACGCCCUCAGACGCACUACAGAUGGACAUUGGUAUUUCCUUGAUCGGCUGGGAGACACGUUCCGGUGGAAGUCCGAGAACGUAUCAACAGCAGAAGUCGCCGAGGCGUUGGGCAAGUAUCCAGGCGUAGCAGAAGCCAAUGUGUACGGCGUCACCGUUCCAGGCCACGAAGGACGAGCAGGUUGCGCCGCUUUGCAUUUGACUAUGACACCUAGCGACCACUUCUAUGCCGACGUCCUGCGGUACUGUCGAUCACACCUCCCACGAUAUGCAGUUCCGGUCUUCUUGCGAAUUGUCCAGCGUUCCAGCCAUAUCCACAACCACAAACAGAAUAAAGUUGGACUGAGACAGGAAGGUGUAGACCCUGACAAGUCGGGCGUCCACGAGAAGGACGGUGUAGACGAUAUUUUCCUUUGGCAGAAGCCAGGGACGGAGACCUAUGUUCCCUUCGAGCGGAUGGAUUGGCAGACUCUUGAGCAGGGCGCUGCGCGACUCUAA
This is a messenger RNA of Recurvomyces mirabilis, 1881 nucleotides long. RefSeq lists its product as uncharacterized. The transcript has 5 exons. Bases 1 to 1881 code for a protein of 626 amino acids. NCBI's taxonomy places the organism in Eukaryota, Fungi, Ascomycota, Dothideomycetes, Mycosphaerellales, Teratosphaeriaceae. Gene Ontology annotation, molecular function: very long-chain fatty acid-CoA ligase activity; long-chain fatty acid-CoA ligase activity; long-chain fatty acid transmembrane transporter activity. The record is from RefSeq and is a predicted model, not a curated record. Gene Ontology annotation, cellular component: peroxisome; lipid droplet; cytoplasmic side of plasma membrane. Gene Ontology annotation, biological process: long-chain fatty acid import into cell; very long-chain fatty acid metabolic process.